AUGGCGCUCCCAGUCAAGUCUGCUGGAUCCGUGAUGUCAGCGAGCCUUCGCCUUGUGGCUGUUCGAAACUCCAGCUCAAAACCCAAAGUUGCUGUUCUUGGCGCAUCGGGGGGCAUUGGACAACCGCUAGGACUUCUUCUCAAGCAAGAUCCACUCAUCGCGCACCUUUCUCUCUACGAUGUGGUCAACACUCCCGGAGUGGCCGCCGAUCUUUCACACAUCGACUCCAACGCCAAAGUUAGUGCUCACACUGGCCCUGCUGAACUUGCCGCUGCGGUUGAAGGAGCUGAUGUGAUUGUUAUUCCUGCGGGCGUCCCUCGCAAACCAGGAAUGACCCGAGAUGAUCUUUUCAACACAAACGCAGGAAUUGUUCGUGAUUUAUGCCAAACGAUCGCAAAAGUUGCACCAAAGGCCCUUGUGGCAAUUAUCACCAAUCCGGUCAAUUCAACUGUCCCAAUUGCUGUUGAAGUGUUCAAGAAGGCUGGAUCUUAUGAUAAGCGUCGGAUUUUCGGUGUCACCACUCUCGACGUUGUUCGCUCGCAAGCUUUUGUCUCAGAUUUGAAGGGAACGGAUGCUUCAAAGACUGUUGUUCCUGUUGUUGGUGGGCAUGCAGGCAUCACAAUCAUCCCUCUUCUCAGUCAAACAUCGCCAAAAGUUUCCUUCACCCAGCCGGAGAUCGAGAAGCUCACCCCAAGGAUUCAAGAUGCUGGCACUGAAGUUGUUAACGCUAAGGCUGGCGCGGGAUCUGCAACAUUAUCAAUGGCCCUUGCAGGAGCUCGUUUUGCAAACUCACUUUUGCGAGCUCUCAAAGGCGAGAAGGUUGUACAAUGUGCUUACGUUGAAUCUGAGGCUGUGAAAGGAGUCAAUUUCUUUUCGACGCCUUUGGAGCUUGGACCGAAUGGUGUAGAGAAAAUCCUUGGAGUCGGAAAGGUUACUCCUUUUGAACAAAAACUCAUCGAUGCCUCGGUCCCUGAGCUAAACAAGAACAUUGCAAAGGGCGUGAAAUUCGUCUCGGGC
Molecule: messenger RNA, 1017 nt
Organism: Mesorhabditis belari
Lineage: Eukaryota; Metazoa; Nematoda; Chromadorea; Rhabditida; Rhabditidae
Source: the annotation of a GenBank genome assembly